CGUUGGUCAACUUGUUUGCGUGAGAUGCAUGCAUGCAUGCGGGUCCGCAGAAUCUCGUGAUGAUGGGCAACUUCCCGGACUGCAGCGUCAAAUUGUGCGAUUUCGAAAUAUCCCGAGUUAUUCUCGAAGGCACCGACGUCAGGGAGAUCCUCGGCACCCCUGAAUACGUAGCUCCCGAGAUUCUUCACUACGAGCCCAUCACUCUGGCUGCUGAUAUGUGGUCGCUGGGCGUAACAACUUACGUGCUAUUGACAGGUUUCUCACCGUUUGGUGGCGAAACGGACCAGGAGACCCUUAAAAACAUUAUACACGGCCAAGUUGACUUCCCGGAGGAGCUGUUUGAGGACGUAUCCAUCCAGGCACGGGAUUUUGUCGCCAAGCUCCUCAUACUCGAGCCAAGUGACAGAAUGACGGCAAAGCAGUGCUUGCAGCACGAGUGGCUCAGGAGCGCACCGACCCAGGCCUCGUCGCAUCUGCGCAAAUACUUGUCAAAGUCGCGCGAUGUGCUGCUGGAGCGGGUCGUCAGCCGGGAACACCUGCGCCGAACCGCCCUCCUAGGCCAAACCUACAACACGGCCUGUAGCAACAACAACAACAACAACAACAACAACAAUAAUCUACAGCUUUUGCUGCAGGAUAAUCAGAACAACCAAAACAACAAUUGGACGGGGCUCAGCCAGAGCGAGGUGUGCCUGAGCCGUGGCAGACUGAACGGUAGCAAUGGGAGCCUCAGCGGUGGCAGCAGCGUUGGCGAAGACUGCUGGGGGGAUAUGAUCGGUUCUUCGAGGAUAAGCCUAGCCGAUUCGGUGUCGUCAAACAGAAGCAUCGGCAGCAGUCUGGGGACCAGCCAGAGCUGCCUGCUCAACAGGGAACAGACCGAGGGUCUGCUCAGCCAAGCCCAGGACCGCAGCUCUAUGAGGGCCAGCCUCGCUCAAAGCCUCAAUCGCGUGGGUCUACUGUCAAAAAUAAGGAGCCUCAACCAGGUGCAAUCAAAGUCGCACAUGUGUCUGCGUUCCCUGCUGAACGGCCCGGCAGAGCGCGAUAUCAAUCAGAAGCAGCAGCAGCAGCAGCAGCGAAUAAUGAUGGGUAGUUGCCACUUUGACGGGUCGCGGGAGAAAUUGUAUGGGCUAAAGUCGCUCUCAAAGUCACAGGGCAUGCUCGACAUUUAUCGCAGCCUCGAGAGCCUACAGAGGCAACGCCGCAGUCUAAUUAGGCAGAGAGAGCGCUCAAAGACUGAGGACGCACUCGUACCUUUUUUCCGGCACCUUCGUCACAGCGGUACAAGUAGUGCCUCCUCUCUUGUUGACUCGACUUUCUGGGCUCGAUCAAGCAACAACAACAACAACGACGACGACGCGGGCAAUGAUCAAGUCCAACAUCAGAACUCGAUUCAAUUAGAGGCAGCUGAAACAGCAUCGAUGCGGUUGUUGGUGGACAAGGGGACGGGCGUAAGUGGGACCGAAAUGGUUGUCGGCGGUAGCGAGGAAAAGGCGAGCGCAGAGAGUAACCUGGACUCGUUGCACUCCCUGGAAUCGGACACGUUGACGGACGACUCGGAAGUGACGGGGUUGUCACGCAGUCCCAGGAACAAACAGAGCUCAGUAGGUUCCGAGUGCUACGUUGACUCGGAAAACGAAGAGCCCAAAUUUAGUGUCGCUCAGCUCGUUUCAGCAUUCAGCCGUCACCAGAAAGUGGCCUCGUCCACAAGUCUCGAAGCCUUGAUGACCGAAGGCUCGACAGACUUCCCGAUCGGGCCCAAAGCUCUGCAGCUUUUCGUUAGCUCCGACAUCGAUGCCAGUAUCGUGGGUAGCGAGCGCACGACACUCGUGCGAAGAAAAACGAGCUAUAAGCCCCGCAAGGAUUGGGAGGAGUUGCGCAAGCAGAGUGAGAAAAAUGAGGCCUUGCUUGACAAGAAGGAUUUUUUCAACGAUUCGGGAAACGAGGACGAUGCCGAGUUCAACAACAACAACAACAACAACAACAACAACAACGUCGACGACCAAGACAACAAAGAUAAGGGAAAAUUUGCUUGUGACGGCAAAAAGAAGGAGCCAUUGGCUAAUAGUAGCAUCAACCUUGAGCGUGCCGUACUACGGCACAAGCCCGAAAGUCGCACCUCCAACGCGAUUAACAACAAUCUUGCCUCGAGGAUAUCGAUCUUCAGCUCGGAGACUCGACCUUCGCCAAGUUCGACUCAUCACAAGACCAAAUCCAGGCUUGCCGUCAAGGAGAAGCUUUGCACGGGCUCGUACGGCCGGGCACUGGACAAGUUCUCGAGCAAGUCGGGCACCGCGGACGGUAUCAAGCCGCUUCAAUUACCGAAAUCGAGGAGGACCACUGUUAAAUCUUAAGAUACCUACUCAUCAUUAAGAAAAUACUGUCAAUUGUUGAUUAAUUACUCGAUUUUUUAUUAUUAUUUAUCAGUAAGACUUUUUUACACGGGUUUGAUUACGUUAUCUGGGAAAAAUCUGUAUUCCUUAAAGUUUGCUUAAUAUAAUCAUAAAGCAAGUCUAUGGAAUAAAGAGAGACUCGCAAGUCCUUGAAUGAGAUCAUCUCCCAUAACAGGAACGUAUUAUUAUAUAGAAUGUUUAGAAAAAUUGAACAGCGCCCACGCAGAGGUGCGUUUAAACGAACUUGCUCCUCUGACGAUAUAAUUAAUAAUACCAUUGUCAGCAACGAGGAAGAAAACACUUGGUCACGCGCAUGCAUUUUUUUUUUCGUGAUUUUUCCGGCUGUUUACAUUUUUUCUUUUCUUAUAAUUUUCAUAAAUGAAAUAGUUUAUUUAUUAUUUCUGUGGUAUAAUGCUGCUAAAAUUUAUUACCAAGUCCACGCAAUUAAUGAUAUUUAAGAAGGUUUAAUUUUCGGGGAUUGCGAUGUCGUAUACAUGUACGUAUGCAUGAAUCAGCAUCCCCAAAGACUCCAAACUUUAACACAAGUGCAGGAUCGUCUUAAUUGUGCGUGUAGGUAUGCUUUUGCCAUCUAUGCGGUUACUUAUCAAGUCCCAAAAGACAUAUGACACAAUCUCUUCUUCGUUUUUUUACCUCUUUCUAGGAAAUGAUAUAAAUUUUAAUUAACCAUUGACGCAUGAGUUUCUAUCCUUGAUUAGUUCAUUUCAAAAUAGUAUAAAAAAAUUUGGCGGUUUCUUUGUGUCAAGUAUUUAUUUGUAGGGGUAGUACUGCACUGUUAUCAGACUUUUCACAUAAGCAACUCUAUUAGAUUAUUUCAUUAUUGUAGACGUUAUUAAGUAUAUGUCAUUGUCAUGUACUCUGAAUAAAUUAAUUGGUGCAGCAAUAGCAUUGGGACUAAAUAUAAAAAUUAAAACACAAGCGAGUGACAUAGGAAUUGAUGGACGGAAUGACUUGCAUCAUGCAAUGUGGUACACUCCAAAGAGUACCACUUGGAAAAGGCAAUGCGUAUAUGUAUGUAGCUCACCAGCGAUGAAUGAAGAAACAGUGUGAAUUUCUAUUUACUUUGCUCGAAUAAAGCAACAAGGAAAAAGUCUCGUUUGCAGCGGUGCCCUAAAUGGCUGUCCAAGGAUUCGCAGAUUAACUCAUAGACUUACACGUAUACUCACAUAAUUAUUUCGUCCAACUGAAAGCUGGUUUUCGCUUUGACUACCUGUAGUUAGGUUUAUACAAUCAGUAAGAUACGGUAAAGUAAUAGUAAAUUUACAAAUUAUUCACGUACUGUAAAAAACAUCUGAACACCAAAUGAUUUGUAUGUUUGUGAUGGUUUAAUUGAUUUUGUACGGAACUAACAUGAAGAGAUAAAAAACAAGAAAUUAAAAAAAAAAAAAAAACAAAUGAA
Copidosoma floridanum is the source of this 3807-nucleotide messenger RNA. RefSeq lists its product as uncharacterized. The record is from RefSeq and is a predicted model, not a curated record. Gene Ontology annotation, biological process: intracellular signal transduction; protein phosphorylation; positive regulation of apoptotic process. Gene Ontology annotation, cellular component: nucleus. NCBI's taxonomy places the organism in Eukaryota, Metazoa, Arthropoda, Insecta, Hymenoptera, Encyrtidae. Gene Ontology annotation, molecular function: protein serine/threonine kinase activity; ATP binding.